CUUAGUCGCGCGUCGACUGAAGCGCGGCAGGAUGGCGGAAUUGGUCUCUUUUACGGUUCCCACCGAGAGUGACAAAACUUUGCUGGUGUGGCAGCUGAAUUCUGGACCCACGGCCGAAGCCUUGCGUGUUCGUCUCGGCACCAAACAUAAGGCGGUUCAACAUCAGGCCCUUGCCCUAAACAGCUCCCAAUGCCAAGAAUUGGCAAAUUAUUACUUUGGUUUCAACGGAUGGUCAAAAAGGAUCAUCAAGCUUCAGGAUCUUUCUGACCUUGAAGAAGGGAGAAAUGAAGGUACUGCAGCACCACUUCAGAAGCAGAGCCUGAAAUUCUUCUGUGCUCUAGAGGUGGUGUUGCCAUCCUAUGGGUGCCGGAGUCCCGGAGUCGGCAUGGCCGAGGAGCCUUUGGAUAACCUGGAGGAAGGGCCAUUAUCAUUUCUUAUGAAAAAGAAGACAACCCAGAAGCUUGCUAUUCAGAAGGCUGUGUCAGACGCAUUCCAGAAACUGUUGAUUGUGGUUUUAGGUAAGACUUAUUUGAUUGUCCUUACAGUACAUCAGUUUCAAUGA
This is a messenger RNA of Suricata suricatta (meerkat), 562 nucleotides long. It is a transcript of the gene RDM1, whose product is annotated as RAD52 motif containing 1. Bases 32 to 562 code for a protein of 176 amino acids. Lineage: Eukaryota; Metazoa; Chordata; Mammalia; Carnivora; Herpestidae. The record is from RefSeq and is a predicted model, not a curated record. The transcript is spliced from 4 exons. Gene Ontology annotation, cellular component: nucleolus.